This is a messenger RNA of Apodemus sylvaticus (European woodmouse), 633 nucleotides long. Its product is annotated as basic proline-rich protein-like. The record is from RefSeq and is a predicted model, not a curated record. The coding region runs from base 1 to 633 and encodes 210 amino acids. NCBI's taxonomy places the organism in Eukaryota, Metazoa, Chordata, Mammalia, Rodentia, Muridae. The transcript has 2 exons.
AUGGUGGCACAGGAGACCUCAGGACCCCCUCCAGGUCCUGAUGCCUGCCUCUGCCCACACCCCCAGACCUCAGGACCCCCUCCAGGUACUGAUGCCCACCUCUGCCCACACCCCCAGACCUCAGGACCCCCUCCAGGUCCUGAUGCCCGCCUCUGCCCACACCCCCAGACCUCAGGACCCCCUCCAGGUCUUGAUGCCCGCCCCUGCCCACACCCCCAGACCUCAGGACCCCCUCCAGGUCCUGAUGCCCGCCUCUGCCCACACCCCCAGACCUCAGGACCCCCUCCAGGUCCUGAUGCCCGCCCCUGCCCACACCCCCAGACCUCAGGAUCCCCUCCAGGUCCUGAUGCCCGCCUCUGCCCACACCCCCAGACCUCAGGACCCCCUCCAGGUCCUGAUGCCCGCCUCUGCCCACACCCCCAGACCUCAGGACCCCCUCCAGGUCCUGAUGCCUGCCUCUGCCCACACCCCCAGACCUCAGGACCCCCUCCAGGUUCCUUUCAGCUUGGCUUUCAUCAUGGCUCCUGGCCUCAGGGCAGGACUGAGGCCUCCCUGGCUGCUGCCCAGACCACCCAGCGCCAGGCCCUGGCGGAGCCCGUCAGGGCUGGCCAGCCGUGGUCUGGCUCCGCCUGA